AUUAGCAUUACUGGAUGAAUUUUGCAGAACCCCCAAAACCCCCACUCUUCCUAGUGAGCAAUUUUCUGGUAAUGGCGGCACUCUAAAACACCAAAACAAUGUCGAUUAUCCUCUCUGCUUUCUCAUCUUCAACCCCAUUUCUCAAGGACCAUAUAAAAUCCUCAAAUUUUCCUUUAAACGCUUGCCCUCGUAAUCAGAUUCUUGAUUUUCCCUUAUCUGUAGCCAGAAUUAAGACUCUCAAACUCGAAUUGACACACAAAUAUUCCGGGCUUUUCGGCGGUAAUUUUGCGUUUCCAUUAAGUAGGAAAAAUGGCUUUAUUGCAAAAGCUGAGAGUAGUGAAGUAGAUAACGGGAACAGUGUUGACAAAGCUGAAAAUGAGGUCCGUGGAGAGAGCACAAUGCCUGAUAGAUUCAGGUACUUGACGAAAGAAGCUCCUGAUAAGCCUGUUAGAUGGCCUUGGUUCAUAGCAUUGGCCUUUCUUUUAUAUGCCUGGAGGACCGUCUUGUGGGAACUGGGUAAUUGGAAAAAGGCUGUGGGUGCUGUCUUCCGAUUUCUCGGUUACAUCUCGAAACUUGCAUUGGCCGUUGUAUACUACUUCAUAGGCGAUCAGAUCACAGCUGUAAUUAGAUUUAUUGAAUCAACAAUUUACUCCAUUCGAGCUUUCUACUCCGGUGUAGUUGCAUAUGCACCAGUACAAGAGCUGACAACAAUCAUCGUUUUGGCAUCUUGUGUUCUUGCUAUUGGUGACGCAGCAGUUCCAGAUUCUGUGAACAGCCAACCAUACCUUCUUACAGCAGCUGGAAUAAUGGGAUUUGCUGCUGUCAGAGGCUAUAUUUCUGAGCUGUUCUUUUGGUUUAUACUCUUGGGCUUGUUUGUCUUUGCUCGAUUUAUCAAAAAAAGAGAUUAUGUGUCUUCCGCAAUGCCUGCUGCUGCUGCAUUGGCUGCUGUGGGAGAGCCUUGGGUUAGACUGGUAGUAAUGGUUUCAUAUGCUGCUUUGGCCGUUCUGCAACAUUCUAAGACACCUUUGAACAAAAGUGAAGGUGAAACUACCAGUGCAGUUAGGAAGGUCCCGAUUCCCCUGAUAUGUGCUGCAUUGGCCAUUGGUGUCCGACUUGCUGCAAAAUGGGCUGGUUAUCGGCAUUUGACAUGGAUGAUCGUUUGAUAGAGCAUUCUUAGUUGUUAGUUUCUACAGUGGCAUGUUCCCUCAUUUGGCAAAAUUGCUUCUUGUACUUUGUACAACUUAGAGCUUAUUUUUCUUUCAAAUUUUGUUCUGAAUGCACUAAAGUUGUCUUUGUUGCCUCUACACUAAAUGAAGUUGCUCAGUUUUGACUUAUGUUACAC
Solanum dulcamara is the source of this 1342-nucleotide messenger RNA. RefSeq lists its product as uncharacterized. The coding region runs from base 99 to 1163 and encodes 354 amino acids. Lineage: Eukaryota; Viridiplantae; Streptophyta; Magnoliopsida; Solanales; Solanaceae. The transcript has 2 exons. The record is from RefSeq and is a predicted model, not a curated record.